GAAGUUGCAUCCGAGCACCUGUUAGAGUAGUGUCGGAUAAAAAUUCUCCGCGUCCUUGGAUCUGCGACUGGCGGCAAUUGCACUACUACAGGCUGGACCUCAUCGGCAUGAUUGGAUUUUUGUCGUGCAGCUUUGCCCCGUGAAAUGCUGAGAACCUCGAGAGUUCUUGCGUUUCUCGAACUCUUUAAGUGAAACUUAGUACGUCGACUUCACGUUGGCGGUUCUUUGCCCGACUCAAAAGCAGUGUGGGUAUCCGUCUCUUGCGGGGACUCUCCGGGGGUAAGGUGCCGUCUCCGACUGUGUGUCGCAUGUCUACUUGACCCCGAAAGAAGCCGGGAGACUGGGGUACAGCCCGCAGGCACUCCCUUUCCUCGCAUUUUUGUAAUUAGUUGAGUGUGAACUGGCCUGAAACGCGAAAGGGAAACGGAAAUUACUGGAGAAUCGAAGAGGUAACGUUGCCGAACUGCGAGGGGCACACGAGACAGGUCGCUGUGCAGACACAUGCGCACGUCGGCUCGGGCGUCUCUUCCGGCUCAUCUUCGCCUUUUGAGCUGGUUGUAAAGAACUUGCUCUGAGGAAUCUCGGAACUCGGCCGCGAAUGGACCCCCUUGUUUCAUUUACCAUUUUCCCCUAGUCUUCUGUGGACGGCAAGCUGGACGGUGGCCGUUUCGGGACGAAGUGGCAGUGGGAACACCGCGAAUCCCGCACGCCCCCGACUGUUUCUAGAGUAACGCACGAACUGGCAAAGGAUAGGGAACGCUACGAAACCAAGUUCCUGGACGCCUUCAAAUUCGAGUAUCAAACAAAAGAAGGCGGAUUCGCCAUUCUCCCGUCGAUGUUCUAUUGUCCGCCCCAGCUGACUUUUCGUUUCCUGCCACUAGUCAAGACAGUGGUUUGUGAGGUUCCGUCGGCCUGGUUCAAAAUCCGCUGCGCUGCGGCGCCUGUGCGGUGUACAGACAGUCCAGUUCCUGUGUCGUUCUAUCGCGGGUGUCACCGUCCACCUGCAGACUCGUUUUUUCGGCUAAGUUUUCGCCGACAUCGGAACGACGGAUCGCCUUGCGCGACCCUGCGUCCACCAAGCGUCGCAUUCUGUCCUUGUGUAGCAGCAUGACUCCUCGCGCUGUGUGGUCGCCGCCGUGACACCCGCAAUCCAACAUGUCCAGGCGAGGGGAGUGCUCCUCGCUGACGACCGAGCACUCGGAAAUCCGCGGCCGGCCGCCCGCCGACUGCGCCUUCGAAGGAGUUUCGUCUGCGCCGCUCACUGAGGUUUCAGCAACGUCCCAGUCGGCGGCGCAGGAUGCCAGUAUUCCGCCGCUGAGCACCACCGACCUUGCAGACCUGUUCCAGACGGAGCUAUCCGUGCCUGCAGAAUUGCUUCUUCGUUCGUUUUCUUCACGACAAGGCCACCGCCACUUCUGCCAUGGAAGUGGAAAGGGUGGCGAGCAGAGCGGCGACCCCGCGUCAAGUUUGCCCGACACGCUCACGCAGUUUAGCCCGCUCGUCUCUCCCCUUCUAAGCCCGGCUGCACCCCCGUCGCAUUCCCUUAACUUUCCUUGUGACUCAACUCGCGAGCCUCCGCUCGCGGACGACGGAGAAUCUCGAAGGUUCUGGAUUUCUGCCCUCGUUCCCUGGCACUCGCGCCAGGCUCCGUCGCACACCACAGUGGAAGAGGGGGACGCGGACGACGAAAAAGGGGAAAACGAAGACUCCGAAGAGGAAGCCUUCGAUGAUGCAGGGGUCGCGGUGCGUGUCGCCGACAGAGGUCGCGCGGUCACGCCCGGAUGUUCGCAUGCGAGUGAGAGAUUGAACAGUUUGGGGCUUCGCGUCGUGCGUCUCAGCAUGGGGGCGCGAUCCCGAAGAGACUCCUUCGGGACGGGAAGUGCCAAAGCUUUCUUGUCAGAAUGGACCUCUUCGAAGGACGAAUCUGUCGACGGUUUUAGCCACGUGACCAAGGAUACGGGCGUCUGUCUUCGAAGCGUAUGUUCGCUAUCCCCGCUGCUGACUGUUCACGCAGCAUCCGAGAAGAAGUUUCCUGACGGCGGCCGAGCACCAGGUGCCGCAUGUGAACGACAAACACUCCUUGAGCGAUCCUCUGCAGACACGGUGGAGGACCUCUCUGCAGGUUACCGCACCGAUGGCGGGCGCUCGGACACUCAGGGGACCCCCCGCCGCCUCCGGUGGUCCACCAGGGAACCCCAUCCUCGCCCGCCUGUCCCUGCACUCGAUACGGAGCUCCUGAAGUUGGACACAAAGAGACUCACAGCCUCUGGGAAUCAUGUGCCCCCGCCUCUCAACAGCCACGCCCCAGACGUUGGGGCUUCCAACAGCUUCCCAGCGGUUGUGCCGGGGAUGCCAAACCCGCGGCGGAACGCCUCAGACGGAGCCCUACUCCGGGGGCGCGAUCGCUCCUCCGACAGCCUCAGGCGGCGGCCCACGCGAGGGCAGGGUGGCUGGAAGUCUCAAAGCAGCGCCGCAGCUGUGCUGGUUUCCUCGACGAGUGUCGGCAGCAGCCUGCGGACUCUGGCGACACCUGCAGAGCUCUUCCAAGCGGCGCGGCGCGGGCUAUAUCGCCAGGCGAUUGGCGAGUUUCGCGCAGGUCCCUUGUACCGGAACGUGGCGGGAAUCUUCCCAGACGGAGGCGCGAUGACCCGCCGAGAACUCGAACGCGAAUUUAUCUACCGAAGUGUGAGCUACGCAGCUUCGAACCACAGCCGAGCACACCUCCAGGCUCUCCACGAGGUCGUGACGCGGUUGUCUGGCGGGACGCAGAUGGACGUCCUUCCGCAAGACUUUGUGUGGGCGGAGCAGAACCCUGCGAUUGCAUCGCGGAGCCCAGAUGAGGUCGCGAGGCUCUCCGACCUUCUGGAGUACCCUCGCAUGAUCAGGACGCUCGACGCCGACACAGUGAACUGGCUCGACCGCCAGCGAAACCGGGGCUACUGGGGCCAGAAAGCCUGUCUGUACAUCCUGUGCGUGAUUGUCCUGGUGAGCACGCAGUCGAUGGAGGAUCUCUGGGCCGAAGUUCUCAAGUAUGAAUGUGCAGGCUGGAUCUUCUUCAUCUACACAGCAGCCCUCCUCUUGGUUUGCCUCCCCAUCAUGGCGUUCGAACUUGCCAUAGGCGAGGUCACGCGCGUCUCGACCCCCUACGUCUACUGGAGCCUCUGCAAGCGCGCGAGAGGGCUAGGCAUCUUCAUGUGUCUCAUCAUCCUCUUCUGUGAAGUCGUCCCCUACUCAAGACGCCCAGCCGAGUGUCUGGUGUACCUCGUUGAAUCCUUUCGCCCCAUUCAACCGUGGCUUCUCACAAGGGAGGAAGUCCAAGACUGCAGGCAGUUUGGGAUGAAUGAGGCGCUUUGCAACUCGAGAAGUUACUGCGUCUUCUCCGAGGAAAGAGGGUACUGUGUCCCGUACAACAUAGGAAAGUCUGCAGUGAUGUACAGUCAACGGUUCGGAUUCAGAAGAGAAAACGGCGUUUUCUCUCCUUACCAUCUCUAUGCGUCACUCAAUUCCUCUUCCCUUUCUGCUUCUACGCUGACGCCGCGGACGCUGGCGAUGGCGAGUGCCGCCCGCAUCGCCCCGAACGCGGGAGACCUGAUCGGCAGUCCCGUCGGAGACACCUCCCGCGACCGCUUGUUCGGCGUAUUCGCUGGAUCGGACGAUGGCGCCGGAGCCGCAGUCGCGCGGGGCGAAGGCGACGCUUCCUCGGCGCGCGACUCACAGGCUUCAGAGAGGGGGGCGAACGAGGCCGGAGAGUCGGAAGGGGCUGCGGCGAGGUCAACGACACGCUGCCUCGAGAGACAGCGGAGAGAAGACAAGCAUGCGAAUGCGGAGAUGCUCAAGAGUCGAGAGGCGCCGACCGAGCCUGGCAUACGGGUGACACAGACAGCGGAGACAGAAAUGGGAGAAAGAGAGAAUGGGGCGACAGAGGACAGAGGGACCGAGAGCGGGGAGAUCGAGGAAGAGGAGACGGAAAAAGUUUCGCAGUUGGGGGAACAGGAACAGCGAGCAGGCGGAAAGGAUACGAAGAGAAGCAAGCAGGGAGGGAGGAAACAAUCCGACGCAAGCCCGAUGCGGGACAUCUACUACUGGGGAGGGGAGCGCGUCGAUUUUCAGUACCUCGCUGGCAUCGUUGCCGCCUGGGUGCUGGCUAGCUAUUUCUACGCCCUGGGAGGCUCCACGUUGUCGAUUGUGUGUGCAGGGGUCUUGAGUUUGUGGACCGUCUUGUCAGUCGGGGAACUCGGAUUCAACGAGCGAAUUCGACUUCACUUGUUCAAGUCUGUGAAUCUCUUUGGCUCGGCGAAUCUCUUCCGAGCUCUGAGCUCUCCGUCGCUGUGGACCACGGCGGUUCUGACGGCCGCGAGAGAUCUGUGGGUGGGAAUCGGACUCUUCUCCUCUCUCAGCUCGCGCGUGAGAAUCGGCCAGAACGUGAUGGCAGAGGCGACGGGUGCGACGCUCACGAGCCUCGUCACGUCCGUCACGAAAUGUCUGGCCGCUGUCAGCGCGAUCUCCUUCGCCUCGAAGCCCCUCGGCAUCUCAGCGCGCCUCGUGUUGCAAGACGCGCCUGUUGCCCACAUCUUCGUCGUCUAUCCAGCCGCUGUCUUCCUCGACGAACCGUUCGAGCGAAUCAUGGCCACUGCGGUGUACGCAGGGGCGACAGUGCUGCUCACAGCUACGCUGUCGCUUCUCGUGUUCUCGCUAGUGAAAGCGAUUCAAGAAUGCGACAUUUUUGGAAAAAGCUUGUCGAAUCGCGUCCCGCUGAUUCUCGUCCUCGUCCUCUUCCUUUUCUCCCUCCCCCAAGCUACCGUCAACGGCCGCUAUGUCAUUGCUUUCCUGCGAAAACAUGUGGGCGCUGCUGGACAUCUCUGGGGUUGUCUGGGCAUCUCCGUGGUCGCUGGUUGGUGUCACGGCAUCCGCCGCCAAACAGAAGUUCUCGGCGAAGCGCCUGUGUUUCUCUUCGCGCUCUUCAACUGGCUGUCGAUGGCCGCGUUCGCUUGCUUCUGGGUGCUGCUGGAGUCUCCUGGGGCCUUCCUCACCUACUGGAUAGGAUCCCUGUUUGCGUGCAUUGCCUCCGCGUAUUUCCUCGCUCGAGCCGCCCCGAGGCUGCAAGACGCUUGGGAGAAAAAGAAGUCUGUCGACCCAGAGACCGGGAAGAUCUCUGCGGCUGCCAAGAAACGUCGAGCUGUCACUGUUCAGGACCGCAUGUGGUGGUUGUUAGUGGGCAACACAGAAGUUCUGCGAGUUGAGUUCUCUCGCGUCAUCAGUGGACAAGCCUCGGUCCACGCCUUCACAGUCUGGUGGACCAUCUGCAUCAAGUGGGUGACGCCCUUCGCUCUCGUCCCCUCCGUGAUGACGCUGGCGCUCAACCAGUUUCAUGCGCUUCGACAAGGCGGAACAGAUUCUCUCCACGUCGCUGCAUGCGGCCUGACAUGCGCGGUCUGGGCGCUGCUAGGCUUCGUCUUCUUCUACUGUCUUUUCUGGCCAGACGGCCUUCGCGGUCUGCCGAAGUUUCCAAGCCAGCAGGUGCUGCCGAUGUCGAAGUUGCCCGACAAUCUGGGACCCGCGGCGGGGACUCCUUCUGCGGGAUACCAUCCGCGUUUGCUUUUCGCAGAGUUUUACAAAGACGCAUGCAGUCCGACAGCCCGGCUGAUGGCGUACAUGUACUGCGCCAGAGCAGACACUCUCCUAUCUCGUCUUCGUGAGCACGAAGAGCUUGAGGAGACAGCGACUCCGGCCACAGCGCCUGCCUCAGAGUCUCUCUCGCUCCUACACUUUCUCUUUGGGGUCCCUUCGCGUGUGUCUGAGAGGGGCGACGGGGCGACGAAGCAUCGACCGACCUCUCGACUCUCGUCUUUCUCCCCGAGAAGUCUGGAACAUGGUUCCUUCCCCGCAUGUCCGCAUGUGAAGCCGAAGAACAGUUUCCGGUCGGCUUGUCCCUCCGUCUCGCCGAAGGAGAGAGGCGACCCAACAUCGCCGUGCUUGUCCUCUGUCUCAGUAGUACCUCAGUCCGCGGCCAGACGCUUCUCCGCCUGUCACCUCCCUCUCUACUCUCGACGGCAGGGAGGGAUUUCUAGGCAGCCGUCGCGGUUGUCUCUGACUGAAAAACACUGGAAGGUUGCGACUGACGAACUCGCCUGACUCCCACGCGAGAGAGGAAGCCAAGGAUUCGGCUUAUAUUCGGCGAAUCCGGAAAUACCCCAGACUUUGUUCCACAGAAGACUCCAAGCCCCGCCGAGGUUUCCGGGGGUGUGAGUUGUGGUUCGUUUGUGUAUAGCUGAUUUAGUUUUGCCGAAAGUGAUGGGUGCCAUCGGUUCAUUGUCCCGUUCCCCUGCCUUUGCAGGUUUUCGGCUUGGAUUUGGGUGCAAGAGACCUCGUCCGAAGCUUCCAGAUGUAGACAGAGGAGACAGGAAGCGGAACGGGGACGGACGCAGGGGGCUUGAAGACACCUGUGGGGAGCCGACCGUGUCCCUUCGGUGUCUCCUCGAUUUUAUGAGGUGCCUCCUCGAUUUUAUGAGGGGUCUCAUCGAUUUUGUGAGGGGUCUCAUCGAUUUUGUGAGGUGUCUCCUCGUUUUUGCAAAGUGUCUCCUGUCUCCGCUCUUUCGCGCGCCGAGAGUCAGCUGCAGGAGCCUGUGUCGCGAGGAAGAAAAGCAUUUGAGUGAAGAGAAACACAAGCGGAGGGGGGGCAGAAGCAGAGAACACAAGGUCUGCGACACUGCAAAAGUCCAAGGAGGAAAGCAGAAGCAUGCAUCCAGAAGGCGACAAAUGCGUCAUGUACCAUAAAUUCAGAAAGGCGCGUUCGCACUUGAGGGUGACGAAACGGCACGAGUCGACGAGGAAACGACCUGAUGGAUUGUUGACGAGAAGCGAACCCCCUAGGGGAAGAGUGAAGAGCCAAAGGAAGAAGAAGUGGAAAGCUUUCGCAUCUUCGAAAGAGUUCUCGUCGCCGAACGCAGGGAGGCGCACUCCUGGACUUGUUGAGGAUUUAAUCGGCUUUUAUCUUUGAUGCAUCGACCGACGAAUGUUGUACAGACGCAUUCACGUGGAACUGUGGAGGUAAGGCCACAAAAUGCCGAAAUGUUUUUUGGGCUCAUUGGGGAAGGACAAAUUUGUAUGGAGCAGCGAAACACUGAGUUCAGCUCGAGAGUCCCUGGACAGGUGCAGAGACGCCGAGAGGCGAGUCGAGUGGCUGAGUCUUUUAUUUGUGUCGACAAAUUGCCAUAUGUCUCAUUUUUGGGGGAAAACGCUUUCAGUACCUACACGCUGCAGGAGACCUUCGCUGCUUCCGUCUUUCCCCCCAGCGUCUCGGUUACGAGAUCCGAAUGAAGUGACAAAUCUCCUCUCUUGGCUUUCCGUUUCCGACAUUGUACGGGAACUACGGUCUCGUAGAGCCCACAUCGUGAGGAGCUCCCUUUUCCGUGUGGGGUCCUCUGUUUCGAUCUGUCUGCUCGGCAGUGGCUUCGAGAGUUUAGUGCAGUCUCUCUUGGGCUGCUCUUUUGCGACGUCUGCGUGACGAUUUGAGUUCAGCGGACAAAACUGUA
Messenger RNA from Toxoplasma gondii ME49, 7532 nucleotides. RefSeq lists its product as hypothetical. NCBI's taxonomy places the organism in Eukaryota, Apicomplexa, Conoidasida, Eucoccidiorida, Sarcocystidae. The coding region runs from base 1156 to 6132 and encodes 1658 amino acids. The transcript is spliced from 11 exons. Gene Ontology annotation, cellular component: membrane. Gene Ontology annotation, biological process: sodium ion transmembrane transport. The record is from RefSeq and is a predicted model, not a curated record.